This is a messenger RNA of Cannabis sativa, 465 nucleotides long. RefSeq lists its product as uncharacterized. Gene Ontology annotation, molecular function: nucleic acid binding. Gene Ontology annotation, biological process: DNA integration. The transcript has a single exon. Lineage: Eukaryota; Viridiplantae; Streptophyta; Magnoliopsida; Rosales; Cannabaceae. The record is from RefSeq and is a predicted model, not a curated record. Bases 1 to 465 code for a protein of 154 amino acids.
AUGAAGAAAGACUGUAUAGACUACGUCCUCAAAUGUGAUCCUUGCCAAAGAUUUCCAAGCAUCCCAAGAGCCCUACCUAACGAAAUCACCUUAAUGACUAGCCCAUGGCCCUUCGCGGUGUGGAGAAUAGACCUCAUUGGGUCUCUCCCCAUGGGAAAAUUUGGGGUUAAAUAUGCAAUAGUGGUGGUGGAUUAUUACACGAAAUGGACGGAGGUUGAACCUAUGAAGAUUAUAACUGCCAAGAAAGUCUUGGUGUUUGUUAUAAAGAACAUUGUGUGUCGAUAUAGGUUCCCUCACAAGAUAGUCUCAGAUAAUGGUAAACAAUUUGAUUGUGAUGAAUUCACAGACUUCUGCAACAAACACAAAGUCAUAAAGAGCUUCUCUACGGUCGCGAGGCCACAGACAAAUGGACAGGCAGAAGCCGUCAAUAAGAUACUUAAGGUCAUCCUUAUGGAAAAACUCUAG